AUGACUGUAUCAAAUAAAUGUUUAUUGAUUUUUUUCCAGGGGUUUUGUGCAGCUGAGUUUGUGUUAAAGCGCGGGUGCGGGCCUUGGUUUGCAGGGCGUGCGCGUCCUGGUGGGACUUGUAGUCCGCGGGGCGCGCGCAGCCUGAUGGGAAUUGUAGUCCUCGGGGCGCUGGCGGGCGCCUGGUGCCGGGCCCCGAACCACAGCUUCCGACAGCCUGUGCGGCCGGCCCCCGAGCCCCGGCCGGCCCCCGAGCCCCGCCCAGCCCGCGGAGAGGCCCCCGAGCUCAUGGCUGCGCUCCCGGCCUCAGCUGAAGCCCCCCGCCCGGUGCCGCCGCCCCUAGCGGCUGGAGACGGGCCAGACCGGCUGGAGGGGAAGAGCGAGGACCGCAGCAGCAGCAGCAACGCGGAGUCCUUGGACAGGCUUCUCCCACCUGUGGGGGCCGGGCGCUCGCCCCGGAAGCGCACCACCAGCCAGUGCAAGUCCGAGCCGCCCCUGCUGCGCACCAGCAAGCGCACCAUCUACACGGCAGGGCGGCCGCCCUGGUACAACGAGCACGGCACCCAGUCCAAGGAGGCCUUCGCCAUCGGCCUGGGCGGCGGCAGUGCUUCUGGGAAGACCACUGUGGCCAGAAUGAUCAUCGAGGCCCUGGACGUGCCCUGGGUGGUCUUGCUGUCCAUGGAUUCCUUCUACAAGGUGCUCACCAGGCAGCAGCAGGAGCAGGCUGCCCACAACAACUUCAACUUCGACCACCCAGAUGCCUUUGAUUUCGACCUCAUCAUCUCCACCCUCAAGAAGCUGAAGCAGGGCAAGAGUGUCAAGGUGCCCAUCUACGACUUCACCACCCACAGCCGGAAGAAGGACUGGAAAACGCUCUAUGGUGCCAACGUCAUCAUUUUCGAGGGCAUCAUGGCCUUUGCUGACAAGACACUGCUGGAGCUCCUGGACAUGAAAAUCUUCGUGGACACGGACUCUGACAUCCGCCUCGUGCGGCGGCUGCGCCGUGACAUUAGUGAGCGGGGCCGGGACAUCGAGGGUGUCAUCAAGCAGUACAACAAGUUUGUGAAGCCCGCCUUCGAUCAGUACAUCCAGCCCACCAUGCGCGUGGCGGACAUCGUGGUGCCCCGGGGGAGCGGGAACACAGUGGCCAUCGAUCUGAUCGUGCAGCACGUGCACAGCCAGCUGGAAGAGCGUGAGCUCAGUGUCAGGGCCGCGCUGGCCUCAGCACACCAGUGCCACCCCCUGCCCCGGACGCUGAGUGUCCUCAAGAGCACGCCGCAGGUGCGGGGCAUGCACACCAUCAUCAGGGACCGGGAGACCAGCCGCGACGAGUUCAUCUUCUACUCUAAGAGGCUGAUGCGGCUGCUCAUCGAGCACGCGCUCUCCUUCCUGCCCUUCCAGGACUGCGUCGUGCAGACCCCGCAGGGCCAGGACUACUCGGGCAAGUGCUACGCGGGGAAGCAGAUCACAGGCGUGUCCAUCCUGCGGGCCGGUGAGACCAUGGAGCCUGCGCUGCGGGCCGUGUGCAAGGACGUGCGCAUCGGCACGAUCCUCAUCCAGACCAACCAGCUCACCGGGGAGCCCGAGCUCCACUACCUGCGGCUCCCCAAGGACAUCAGUGACGACCACGUGAUCCUGAUGGACUGCACAGUGUCCACUGGCGCGGCGGCCAUGAUGGCGGUGCGGGUGCUGCUGGACCACGACGUGCCCGAGGACAAGAUCUUCCUGCUGUCGCUGCUCAUGGCGGAGAUGGGCGUCCACUCGGUGGCCUAUGCCUUCCCGCGCGUGAGAAUCAUCACCACGGCGGUGGACAAGCGCGUCAACGAUCUCUUCCGCAUCAUCCCCGGCAUAGGGAACUUCGGCGACCGCUACUUCGGGACCGACGCCGUCCCCGAUGGCAGCGAUGAGGAGGAAGGGGGCUCUGCGGGGUAGCCGCCCUCCCUGCCCCCAACCCCUCCUGCUUCCCCGGGGCUUACAGGGUAGAGAUGUUAACUUAUUUUAAUUAAAACACGUGUUACCGGUGUACC
Messenger RNA from Mesoplodon densirostris (Blainville's beaked whale), 2024 nucleotides. RefSeq names its product uridine-cytidine kinase 1 like 1 (gene UCKL1). Gene Ontology annotation, molecular function: kinase activity; ATP binding. NCBI's taxonomy places the organism in Eukaryota, Metazoa, Chordata, Mammalia, Artiodactyla, Ziphiidae. Gene Ontology annotation, cellular component: cytoplasm. The record is from RefSeq and is a predicted model, not a curated record.